GGAAAUGGCAUGGAGGAGGCGGCAUCAAACUCAGCUAACCGCACAACACAUGCCCUAUACGCAUGCACCACACCGCACAUGCACCUCCCCACACCCACUCAUCAAAUAUGACAACAGCCCCCAACCCCCAAGCAGAGAGACCUUUGCCCCUCUCUCUCCCCUCUUCCUCACCUCCUUUUCUUCUCUUCCUGACUUUCUCUUUCUUUUACAAACCCUAGGACCCUCUCCCUUGGAUGCUGCAAACUCCCUUUGCCUUUCAUGCCCGUUUGAGCUUCUCAUCCUUGGACAGGGGCAGCGGCGCGUGCCCUUCACGCGCAUUCCUCCUCCUCCUCGAUUCCACCGCUUGGUUUUGUUUGGGUAAGGUUUGGUAAUGAAGAGGAAGAUGUCUCAGAAAAUGUUGCGUAGGAGGCAGAAGAAGAAGAGUUUUGAAGAGCAGAAUGUUAAUGGGACUAAUAAUCGGUUCUUGAUCAGCGUCAACGUAUUGGGCAGCGCGGGACCCAUAAGAUUUGUGGUGAAUGAGGGUGAUUUGAUCGCCGCUGUCAUUGACACAGCUUUGAAAUCUUAUGCCCGCCAAGGUCGGCUUCCCCAUCUGGGUUCUGACAUCAAUCAGUUUCUUCUGUACUGCGCCAAUGUCGGAGCAGACGCCUUGAGCCCAUGGGAAUUAAUUGGGUCGUGUGGAGGAAGGAACUUUGUACUGUGCAAGAAGCAGAUAGAACCUCAGAUGAGGGAAACGAGGCCUGAGAUGCUUGGUCGGAAGGGGAGUGGCAGCUGGAAAACAUGGCUCAACAAGUCCUUUAAUUUCAAGAUAUUAUUAUCUCACUGACUCUUAAGUUUAUCAUGGGUACAUCUCAUCUCUUUAGCUAGUCUGCUUAGUGCUUACCCACAUCCUCACUCGUUGCAAUCACAAUUUUCCUGUCCCUUUUGGGCAUUUAAAUUAUGGAAGCAAAGAUGUUCUCCCGGGUCCUGCUCCAAAAGAGUAGUGUGAUUAAUUCACACUAUUUUCCUUGUUAGCUGCCGGUCGAAUCAUCUUUUUCAGAAGGUCAUUUUAAAGAGCAUCAUCUUCUCACUUUUUCCCAGUAAUGAGCAGAUAUUCCCGAUCUUUCCAGUCUUAUUGGUCAUUUUCCAAAGUGACAGUUGGAUAUGGCAACAUAUUAAGAUCGUGUAUAACCGAGGAUGUGAAAAGGGGAAAUUAUGUAAGAUGUCCUAUUCAUGAAAUAUAGAUAAAUUUAGAACCUAAAA
Messenger RNA from Vitis riparia (riverbank grape), 1239 nucleotides. RefSeq lists its product as uncharacterized. The transcript is spliced from 2 exons. The coding region runs from base 371 to 823 and encodes 150 amino acids. NCBI's taxonomy places the organism in Eukaryota, Viridiplantae, Streptophyta, Magnoliopsida, Vitales, Vitaceae. The record is from RefSeq and is a predicted model, not a curated record.